AUGGCGAAGAAGUUUUCCAGACCGAAGGGCAAGACAAGGACGUCUUUCAUGUUUCCGGCGCUCCAUGAAGACGUCGCGAACGCAGUCUCCCACAGCAUAGCCUCCACAUGGUUUUGCCAAAACAACAGUGACGAGGGCACCAACAACAUAUACGCGACUCACGUCAUGGGCAGGUUCAGCUGCAACAAUAAUGCAUGUGGCAACGGCUGGAGCAGCAAGAAGGUGGCGAUACUUAUUAGGGGUUACGCCGAGAAUGGGUACAAUGCUGAAGUGUUCAAUCAACGUUGCAAGACCUGCAACAAGCUAGGCGCUCUGGUUCUGGAUAAGCAAUCAUAUGUCGACCGAGUCGCAUACAGAAUCCAGAGGUGGGCUGGCGUGCAAGUGGAGCGGCAAAAUUACGCUUCAAAACGAGGCAUGCCGCACAAGAGAGAAUUCUGCGAAGGCUGUAAGAGAGGUGUUUGUCGACAGAAGGAUGAGUGA
Cladophialophora psammophila CBS 110553 is the source of this 480-nucleotide messenger RNA. RefSeq lists its product as uncharacterized. The transcript has a single exon. The coding region runs from base 1 to 480 and encodes 159 amino acids. Lineage: Eukaryota; Fungi; Ascomycota; Eurotiomycetes; Chaetothyriales; Herpotrichiellaceae. The record is from RefSeq and is a predicted model, not a curated record.